GCGCUUAUUUCUUUGCAUUAAAUCUUUUCCAUUCAAUUCAAACUUCGACACUCUCAGUCACACACCACUUCGCUCUGUCCUUUAUUUUUCGUCUUGGAGCCCUCAUUUUUCGUCCGAGAUAGCCUUCAUCAACCACAACAACACAGGCAAUUCCUCCACCAUGGCGCAUAUGAACAAGAUAUCUCGCGUCCCUUGGGUUCGACCGCAGAAUCUGCUUGGUUGUGGUCCUCGUCAGCUUGGAGACGAGCAGGAGUCUCUCUUGGACAAGGCGAGCAGUGCAUUUCCCGAUCAAUUCGACGAUGCCUCCGUCGUCGAUGAUUCCUUUGUUGGUGCAGGUGGUGCAGUGCAAGAGAGCGAUAGGCAACUCGUCGUCGGUACUUCUACACAAGGCGAUCAUGCUCCAUUCUACCUUCAUCAUCGUAACCAGCAGCAGCCGUGUGUCUUUUCCGAUUUGUCAAGUGCUGCACCGACAACGACUCGAUUGCACCGCCAACCAGUGGAGCCAAGUCCUUCUCUUGAUCUUUUCGGCAUUGACUACUCGACUCGAGGACAACGUCUACGAAUGGAUGUUCUGCUUCUCGCUGCCGAACAUGAGUUGACUCCAAACCCCUAUCGCACCGGAGACUCGAGCAUCUUGCCAAGGCUUUCGCGGGACCGAACGGCGUCGUCGCCUCGAAUCAUGGGACAAGCAAUUCCCGACUCUAUGAAGGCAAGGCGUUGGUGCAAUGUCACCACCGACACUAACGAUGACAUGACCAUUCAUCUACACUCGUCGUCGGCAGUGGCAGGUGGCAGCACCAUUUCUCCCCUUUCCCAUGAGGAGCAUACUGGGUUCAAGCACUUUUACGAAUAUGAGGAGGAGUCCAGCUCGGAAGAAGAGGACAUCGACGAGGAAGAGGACGACUUGGAAGAGUAUGCGCAGACGGUCGUGGUAAUCCGGAACGGAGAGGCCCAGUACACCAUUCAUCGAAUGCCGACGCCAACAAAGAGCCGAUCCAGCGGCGCCGACGACGACUCCAGUGUGGACGAGGAGGAUGGCGGUAGCCCUUGCAGCACCGAAUCUUCACGCUCUGUCUCUUCCGAAGAAUCCUUUGUUCUUCAUAAUGGACAGAGCAGCAAUGGCAAUCAUGUCUCCUUUCAAGAGCGCCUGGUCCAAAUGAAGAAGUACAAGAAACGCCACGGCGAACUCGCCAACUUUAGCGUCGGGGACCGCAAUCUGAGUCAGUUCAUCAGCAACCAACGAUGCAAGUAUCGUCAAGGCCUCUUGACUUCGAACAGAGUGAACCGCUUUCGAGAACUCAAGGUACCUGGAUUUGGCAAGAGGGGCGAUCCCAUGCCGAAGAAGAAGGGCGGAACUUCCAAAUCGAACCAGAGUGCGGAGAAGGAAACCAACACCAGUACCGAGUCUCGAAGCAAACGCAAAGCUCCUACGAAGGAAACCGCUGCCCCAAAGAGCCCAUCGUCAUCGGAAUCCAGAGAGCCGAAUGAAACCGUCGCCAAGAAGAGAAAGGCUGCACUUUGUUCACCCAUCAUCUGCGAUGCCACCGUCUCUGCAGAGCACCAGCAGGUUGCCAAAAAGCAGCGUGUCAGCCGCCGUCCCGGCCGUUUUACAGACGACGAAGCGCCGUCUCCUCCUGCAGUGGCAUCGCUACCCACAAGGCCAAAGCCGCAACCAAGGCCAAGCAACAAAAAGAAUCACGGCAAACGCGGCCAGCCGACUCUCUUUGUCAAGUUUGAAGAACGCAUUGCUCAAUUGCUCGACUACGAGAAGCGCCAUGGAAACAUGGCAGUUCCAGCCAACAAGAACAAAGACAGCGAUGGCGAACUCGGCCGGUGGUUGGCGGCCCAGCGAUCCUUGAAGCGCAAAGGAUUGCUCAAGGCAGAGAGAUUGCAAGAGCUUCGCCGCAUCAAGUGUGACAGCUUUUGUUGAACGCCUGUGUCCACUACUUUGUGAUGAUGAUGAACGUUGGUUUGUGCUCGGAAGAUCGGAUUCGAUUAAUUCGAGUGCUGUAGAAAGACAAUCAGUGGUACCGCAUAGUGCGAGCAACAUUGGGGUAUCGUCGAGUGGAGUGAGAUUCCAGCAGCCUGUCAGCGUGCGGAAGUGAUGCGGAACUUCCUGUAACUAUACCUGCGCUACUUUGCAGUCGGGAACGGCAACGUGGUGCUGUCUCAAAACGGUAUCAGCUAUGAUAGAUACUUGACAAGCAGGAAGCUAACUGGGAAAUAAACUGUGUACAAUAUUGUGGUAGCCCGGUAGCUAGCUAGAUCGUAAAUUGGACUAGAAAUAGCUAGAGCACUGGUGA
Molecule: messenger RNA, 2303 nt
Organism: Seminavis robusta
Lineage: Eukaryota; Bacillariophyta; Bacillariophyceae; Naviculales; Naviculaceae
Source: the annotation of a GenBank genome assembly